AUGUCCAGUGAAGGGUACCAGGAGAGGCAGCUGCUGAUUGAUUUGAACACAAACUAUCCUGAUGUGUUGGUAGUUAUUGGGAAAACACUUUUAGGAAAGAGUUCCAGAAAGAAGAAGUCUAGCAAUCAGAAAACAGAAAAAGUAUUUUCCAUAGCAAUGUGUGCAUUGCUGAAUUCAGGAGGAGGAAUAUUAAGAAUGGACAGUGAGGAAAGAAUUACUUCUUCUGGGAGGAUGGCAUUUGUGGACAUAGAGACGAGCCUCAGAGAUUGCACUAGCAGAAGCAAGGCCUCUGAAUACUUUGCAUGGAUGCAGCAGGGGAGUAACCUGCUGCUUUUUGUUAAAACAUGGAGCUGUGGAGGCCCAGAGAUGGGGGGUGCAGCCACAAAGUUGCACCUCUGCAGCUUAACCACUGGUUUGUUUUAUAGGGCCAGCAUAUUGGUUUAUUCUGUGACUUCCAGAGAAGCUCCUGAAUUCCUGAGGAAGAAAAACUGUGCCAAGUGCCACACUGAGAAUGAACUGACCCCCAAGACAGCUCAGCUGAGUUUUGAUGGGGGAGCAAAAGAGACUCCUCUGAACAUCCAAGAGCACAACAUCCAAAAUGCUGUGGCGAGAUUUAUAAAGAAAGAUGAAGUGCUGGUUGGGGAGGUCCUGGGUUUCACAGAGGCAACACAUAUUGAAUUUAAGGAAUGCAGUACAAAGAGUAGCUUGUAAUAUAUCAAAAAAACCCUUCCUAAAUACAUCUCUGCCUUUGCAAACACUGAGGGUGGAUUUUUUGGUGUGGAUGACAACGGUAAAGUCACCGGGACCGACAGUAACAUAGAGAAAGUAGCCUUAGAACAAACAGUAGCUGAUGCCAUUGGCUCAAUGCGAGCCCAUCACUUCUGUGGCUCUGGGGCUGGUGUGCAGAUGCAAAUGCACAUCUUGCGUGUUUAUGACCAAGCAGGCUGCUCACAGGGCUAUGCCUGUGCCAUGCACAUUGAGCCGUCCUGCUGCCCUGUGUUCGAUGAUGACCCUCAAUCCUGGAUGGUGCUGGGCAUUGUCAGGGAGGAGAGUGUGGGGGACUGGGCACUGACCAAAAGACUGAGCAUCAGGAAAUGGAUGGAGUUCAUGACAGCUGCAGACCCAGAUAAAUAA
Molecule: messenger RNA, 1134 nt
Organism: Onychostruthus taczanowskii (white-rumped snowfinch)
Lineage: Eukaryota; Metazoa; Chordata; Aves; Passeriformes; Passeridae
Product: schlafen family member 13-like
Source: RefSeq, a predicted model, not a curated record